CUGCAUUUACCGGUACUGGUUGCCUUUGUGUUCAACAGCUGCAUUUUCAGAGUAGAAUGGCGACCGCUCUGUGCGGUCUGCAGUCUAGUAACGGUAAACAGACGAGAGCUCGACGAGAACACCGGAGAAAGGCGAAGGACUCCCUCAGGAGACGGGCUGCUAUUUUUUUCCUCAGCAAUAUUUCUCUCGAUGGAAGACCCCAGGGUCAACCUACCGCUGGAAAUGCCGACCAAAAAGCUGGCGAGGAGACCGGACUCAGGGACGGAGAGGGCGGCGCGGCAGUUAAGCCCCUCCGGACUGAUAGCGGAGGUUCUGUCAACCAGGUGACAGACCCCGCAGCGGAACCAGGGAGCGGCUCGUCCUCCAGUUUACCCGGGGGACUCGGUCUUGUCCGGCCUUUGUUGGUAACGUCUCCUGGAUCGACUGCCACCAAUUCUGUGGGACCCAACGAGGUAUUUUUAGAGACCUGCGGCGCGGGAGAGACGCAGUUUCCGGGUAUCCCGCUGUCCCCUUUGACAAGCGGACACCAGCCCUGCUCCCGGGCCAAAUCAACCCCCGCCGUCCUCAGCCCGACCCCGGCCGGAAACUCUCUGGAUUCCCGGCAGAGACAGAGGAACAUUUCUGGUUCUCCUGGACCCAAGGUGCCAAAGAAAGUCCACUUCAUCAAGAGCAUGAGGCAGUAUGACACAAGAGGAAGCAGGAUCAUGCUGAUUUGUACCAAGCGGUCGCUUUAUGCUGCUUUCUCAGUGCUGCCCUAUGGAGAGAGAGCUCACCUCAGUGACCCGAAGCUGGACACUCAGAGACAGAGACUGUCAUCUGUGGUGGCUGCUGAUCUGCUGCCGUCGCUGGAAGGAGUGGAGCUGGGCGCCACCGGGAAGACGGUGUCGUACGCUCAGCUUCUGUUCUCGACCAACGCCUUGGUGAGGCAGAAGAGCAGCAGCGUGUUGGAGAGCUGCGCAUCUCAGACCCCUCAGAGUCGUUUCCAUGGCAACGGGCAAAAAGGCUUCACUCCUGCUCGUCCAAACAGCGGCACACCGCAAGACCCAAACACAGAGGAGGUCGGGGAUUAUGACCCCAACCUGCUCAGUGACCCCCGGUGGCCGUGUGGGAGACAUAAAAGGGUUCUGAUAUUUGCAUCAUAUGUGACGACCAUUAUUGAAUAUGUGAAACCGUCCGAUCUGAAGAAGGACAUGAAUGAAACCUUCAAGGAGAAGUUUCCUCACAUCAAGCUGACACUGAGCAAGAUAAGAAGCCUGAAGAGGGAGAUGAGGGCCGUGAGCGAAGAGUUCGGCCUGCAGCCGGUCACCAUAGCAAUGGCCUUUGUUUACUUUGAGAAACUGGUACUGCAAGGUUGCCUCAACAAGCAGAACAGGAAGCUUGUGGCAGCUGCGUGCGUUCUGCUGGCUGCGAAGAUCAGCAGCGAUCUGCGGAAACCAGAAGUCAAGCAGCUCAUUGAUAAGCUGGAGGAGCGUUUCCGGAUCAACCGGCGGGAGCUGAUUCCUCUGGAGUUCCCGGUUCUGGUGGCUUUGGAGAUGGGGCUGUACCUCCCAGAGAGCAAGGUGAUGCCGCACUACCGCCGACUGGUGCAGCAGGGUUAGACGGGCCGCCGCAGCACCGGACCCGUCACCUUUUAUAAGCUGUGUUGUUUGAAAUAAAUGAUUCUGUUUCUAUUUAUUCUAAAUGCGAGGAGGGGAAUCGUUUACAUUCUUUGUCAAACACUGUAGGUCGUGAACGUCUCGCAUGUCUUUGUACGUGAAGAUCCAGUCAUCAGCUCUAUGUUAGAGAUGUUCAUUCGGCACAUUAAAUGUGCUUUUACUUUCUCGUGACGCAUCUUUUUUAAAACACCAUAAUGUUCUUGACUUGUAUUUACAGGUAGUAGUGGCUGUGAUUUGUGUGUUUUUAGAGACAAAAAGAAAGAGAUGUAGCUUUGUGGAUUUUUAUUCUACAGGCUGUUGUAGAACGAUAGAUUUUCUAAUUGGGUUUCUGACACUGUGAAGCAUUUUUAGCUGUGAGAACAGAACUCAGUAGGCUGAGAAGUGACCUUUCAUUUAAUUUAAUCAUCUUGUGUCACAGCGAUUUAUAUUUGUACUGAAAACAGGAUGUUAUUGUGGCAGUUCUGACUCUGGUGUUGGUCGUCUUCACGUGCUGUAAUACCACAGUGGCGUCACAUUUAAAAAUACGUAUGUAUAGUAUUUACUGUUUGAUGUAAUUCUGCAGGGAUUUGUUUUGUUUCUUUCAGUUCUCAGGAAUUUAAAUUCAUUUCAGUAGCUCCUAAAAUCCAACCCAAAGAAGUUUUUCCAUUGGAGGUUAAUGGAAAACACCUGAUUGUAGUUUUUUUCAGUGCACAUGGGUGGAUUUUAACGUUUUAGCCAUCAGCAGUAUCUCCUCAGAUUUUAGCAUUUGUGUGAAUAUGGUGAAAAAGUGCCUGAAAAACCACAGUAUCAGUAAAACUAUCCAAACAUGA
Molecule: messenger RNA, 2464 nt
Organism: Gambusia affinis (western mosquitofish)
Lineage: Eukaryota; Metazoa; Chordata; Actinopteri; Cyprinodontiformes; Poeciliidae
Gene: cables2a
Product: Cdk5 and Abl enzyme substrate 2a
Exons: 9
Coding region: 57-1598 (513 amino acids)
Biological process (GO): regulation of cell cycle
Source: RefSeq, a predicted model, not a curated record